Molecule: messenger RNA, 467 nt
Organism: Rattus rattus (black rat)
Lineage: Eukaryota; Metazoa; Chordata; Mammalia; Rodentia; Muridae
Gene: Rgs21
Product: regulator of G protein signaling 21
Exons: 4
Coding region: 9-467 (152 amino acids)
Source: RefSeq, a predicted model, not a curated record
GACGCGAAAUGCCAGUGAAAUGCUGUUUCUACAGGUCUCCAACGACGGAAACACUGGCAUGGUCUGAAAAUAUGGACUCGCUCUUAGCUAACCAAGCUGGACUGGAUGCUUUCCGAACAUUUCUAAAAUCAGAAUUUAGUGAAGAAAAUGUUGAGUUCUGGCUUGCCUGUGAAGACUUCAAGAAAACGGAAUGUAGAGAAAAGAUUGCUACCAAAGCUAAAAUGAUUUACUCCGAAUUCAUUGUAGCUGAUGCACCAAAAGAGAUUAACAUUGACUUCAGUACCAGAGACCUCAUCUCAAGGAAUAUUGCUGAACCAACUCCAAAAUGCUUUGAUGAGGCUCAGAAAUUAAUCUAUAGUCUCAUGGCCAAGGAUUCCUUCCCUCGUUUUCUAAAGUCAGAAAUUUAUAAGAAAUUGAUAAAUACCCAACAGGUUGGAAGUCAUAAAAGAUGGCUGCCUUUCCUGUGA